This is a messenger RNA of Globicephala melas (long-finned pilot whale), 8429 nucleotides long. RefSeq names its product HUS1 checkpoint clamp component (gene HUS1). Gene Ontology annotation, biological process: telomere maintenance; mitotic intra-S DNA damage checkpoint signaling; meiotic DNA integrity checkpoint signaling. The record is from RefSeq and is a predicted model, not a curated record. Gene Ontology annotation, cellular component: nucleolus; site of double-strand break; checkpoint clamp complex. Lineage: Eukaryota; Metazoa; Chordata; Mammalia; Artiodactyla; Delphinidae.
GUCACCCAGGGGCGCGACCCGAAAGCCCUCCUCCCCUCAGCGGCUGGCGUCAGGCUGAGCCAGGCGGAACCCAGGCCAGCGGUGGCGUUUCCGGCGGGCAGCGUAAGGCUGGGGUCCCUGGAGUCGGCCGCCUACGGGCGCCCCGCACGGGCUGCGUCCCGCCAUGAAGUUUCGGGCUAAGCUCGUGGAUGCGGCCUGUCUGAACAACUUCACGCGAGUUAGUAACAUGAUAGCCAAGCUUGCCAAAACCUGCACUCUGCGUAUCAGCCCGGAUAAGUUGAACUUCAUCCUCUCUGACAAGGUGGCCAGUGGAGGGGUGAGCAUGUGGUGUGAACUGGAGCAGGAGAACUUCUUCAGCGAAUUUCAAAUGGAAGGUGUCUCCGCAGAAAACAAUGCGAUUUAUUUAGAGCUAACAUCGGAAAAUUUAUCUCGAGCCUUGAAAACUGCCCAGAAUGCCCGAGUCUUGAAAAUCAAGCUGACUAAUAAACACUUUCCCUGCCUCACAGUUUCUAUAGAGCUGUUAUCUGUGUCAAGCAGUAGUCGUGUUGUGACACAUGACAUCCCUGUAAAGGUUAUUCCUCGAAAACUGUGGAAGGACUUACAAGAACCGACGGUCCCGGACGCUGACGUUAGUAUUUAUUUACCAGUCUUGAAGACUAUGAAGAGCAUUGUGGAGAAGAUGAAAAACAUCAGCAAUCACCUUAUUAUUGAAGCAAACCUAAAUGGAGAAUUGAACUUGAAAAUAGAAACUGAACUAGUAUGUGUUACAACUCAUUUUAAAGAUCUUGGAAAUCCUCCAUUAGCUUCUGAAAAUGCUUCUCAAAAUAGAAACUCAGAGCAAAUGGCUGAAGUGCACAUAGACAUUAGGAAGCUCCUACAGUUCCUUGCUGGACAACAAGUAAAUCCUACAAAGGCCACAUGCAAUAUUGUGAAGAACAAGAUUGUUCAUUUUGACCUGCUCCAUGAAGACGUCUCCCUGCAGUAUUUCAUCCCAGCGUUGUCGUAACCCCACCUAUGGGAUCGGGGAGCUCAGGGACUUUGGUCUGGACCUGAAGAGGCCGUAGGGCGAUGUGUUCUAAGUCAUUUGUCUCUGUCCCAACAGCAGUGAAAUCCUAUGUAUUUUUACUUUUUUUCCCCUUCUAUAAUAUUUUAACUAGAAAUUGAAUUAAUGAAUUAAUGAAACACAGUUGGAUAAACAUUUCUUCAUAUUAUUUCUUUAUUAUGUCUGCUUUGUUUUGCCUUUAAGACGUUGAAAACAAAAGUUAAAAUUUAUUUAUUCAUACUUUAAACUUUCUUAUUAAAGUUGUAAAAAUCCUCCUGUGUUUCAAAUUGGUGUAGUAAUCAAAACUGGCAAAGAUAAUGUUUGCUGAGCCUGGCACUUUUCCCCAAGGCACUGUCUCCAGCUCAGCAUGUCACUGUGGGAACAGACCUGGGGCACUUAAGUUUCCGUGUGCUUGGAGCUCAAGAAGGUGAGGACGGCCCUCCUGCCACCUCUGUCCCACAGAGCGGACCCCGCAGAGCAUCUUGGGGUCGGGCUGCACUUGGUGCGGCCUUGUCAUGACGCCCAUGGACACUGGAGUUGGCCCCUGUGGUGCCGUGAGGUGGUCCCGCUGCCCCAGCUCCCAGUGUCUCCCUGAGGCCGGUGUGGUCUCAGUUGUCAUCUCACAGUUCUUUCUUCCACAGUGCUUUGAGUCUGCCAUUCUGGAAAGGGGAGAAGCAAACGAGACUUCGGUCAGGGUCAGUAGUCAGUGAGGACCCACAUUUGUGUUUGGACGUCACAGCUGGUGCAGGUCCUGGCAGGCCUGCAUUCUUCUCCUCCCAAAGGCAUCCUGCAUCAUAAUUCCUGUCAUGAUUGAGUUGCGCUUGUCCUGUGUGGGUGGACAUCAUAAACACCAUCUCAGCAUCACACUGCAGAACUGAGAAAUGAGGCAGUUGCUUAGGAUAAGAGGAAGAAAUGGAACAUCAGCAAAAUUGAAAAAUUAUUUUAUGUGUUUUUCCUAUUGUUUGGUAAAAACCAGUGUAUUUGGAUGACUUCCAGUGCUCACUAAUGUUAGUUCCAAUGGGAUGUAAUAUUCUGUUAAGCUAACACUUUAAAAUCAGAAUCAGGAUAUUAUUUGAAUUUUGAAGCCUCUCUCCUGUCUGUGGCUUAUAGCAAACUAAUUCCAGUUGCGGUGAUAAAAUUUAAAACUCAUUACGUACAAUGAAGCAACACUUGAAAGUAGUUUUAUAAAACGUAGAUUUCUGUUAAAAUGUGGUAGCGACUCACCAAUCUGGAAAACUCGCUAUUUCUGAUUGUUUAAAUGAUGAUUUAUAACGUAUAAUGAAGAUAAUCUAGGACUCUUUAGCAUAAGUUAAUAAUAACAGAGCACAUCUCCUCAUCUGCAUUACACAACAUGCCUUCAAGUUUUGUCUCUCAAGAAUUUAACAUGCAUCCUUUGGCCUCCCACUGUCCGGGGUCAGAUAUGGUGGUCCUGAGGAGGACGCGUGGGCAGGACCUGUCCCGAUCAGAGCAGUAUGGACCCUGAGGAGCUCGAGUGACCUGCCCUGCGCCACACCGCUGGUGGCAGGGGUGGGAUUCGAACACAGGGAUUCUGAUUUCCCUUUCCCUCGCUUCUGCUACGUGACCAGAAUAGAGAAUAAUACGUUUCAGAGUUAACAGUAACCAACCAUUUUGGGAAUCUGGAAAGAACGUCUUAGUUUUUUUUUUUUUUUUUAAACAUCUUUAUUGGAGUAUAAUGGCUUUACAUUGUUGUGUUAGUUUCUGCUGUAUAACAAAGUGAAUCAGCUAUACAUAUACAUAUAUCCCUAUAUCCGCUCAUUCUUGUGUCUCCCUCCCACCCUCCCUAUCCCACCCCUCUAGGUGGUCACAAAGCACUGAGCUGAUCUCCCUGUGCUAUGCGGCUGCUUCCCACUAGCUAUCUGUUUUACGUUUGGUAGUGUAUAUAUGUCCAUGCCACUCUCUCACUUUGUCCCAGCUUACCCUUCCCCCUCCCCGUGUCCUGAAGUCCAUGCUCUAGUAGGUGUGUGUCUUUAUUCCCAUCUUGCCCCUAGGUUCUUCAUGACCAUUUUUCUUUCUUUUUUUUCUUAGAUUCCACAUAUAUGUGUUAGCAUAUGAUAUUUGUUUUUCUCUUUCUGAAUUACUUCACUCUGUAUGACAGACUCUAGGUCCAUCCACCUCACUACAAAUAACUCAAUUUCGUUUCUUUUUAUGGCUGAGUAAUAUUCCAUUGUAUAUAUGUGCCACAUCUUCUUUAUCCAUUCAGCUGUUGAUGGACACUUAGGUAGUUUCCAUGUCCUGGCCAUUGUAAAUAGAGCUACAAUGAACAUUUUGGUACAUGACUCUUUUUGAAUUAUAGUUUUCUCAGGGUAUAUGCCCAAUAGUGGGAUUGCUGGGUCGUAUGGUAGUUCUAUUUUUAGUUUUUUAAGGAACCUCCAUAGUGUUCUCUAUAGUGGCGGCACCAAUUUACAUUCCCACCAACAGUGCAAGAGGGUUCCCUUUUCUCCACACCCUCUUCAGCAUUUAUUGUUUCUAGAUUUUUUGAUGAUGGCCAUUCUGACUGGUGUGAGGUGACACCUCAUUGUAGCUUUGAUUUGCAUUUCUCUAAUGAUUAGUGAUGUUGAGCAUCCUUUCAUGUGUUUGUUGGCAAUCUGUAUAUCUUCUUUGGAGAAAUGUCUGUUUAGGUCUUCUGCCCAUUUUUGGAUUGGGUUGUUUGUUUGUUUGAUAUUGAGCUGCAUGAGCCGCUUGUAUAUUUUGGAGAUUAAUCCUUUGUCCGUUGUUCAUUUGCACAUAUUUUCUUCCAUUUUGAGGGUUGUCUUUUUGUCUUGUUUAUGGUUGCCUUUGCUGGGCAAAAGCUUUUAAGUUUCAUUAGGUCCCAUUUGUUUAUUUUUGUUUUUAUUUCCAUUUCUCUAGGAGGUGGGUCAAAAAGGAUCUUGCUGUGAUUUAUGUCAUAGAGUGAAGAAUGUCUUAGUUUUAAAUCUGCUAUGAUAAAGUAAGUUUACAUGCAAUUUUUUUUUUUUUGUGGUACGUGGGCCUCUCACUGCUGUGGCCUCUCCCGUUGCGGAGCACAGGCUCCGGACGCGCAGGCUCAGCGGCCAUGGCUCACGGGCCCAGCCUAUCCGCGGCAUGUGGGAUCCUCCCAGACUGGGGCACGAACCCGUGUCCCCUGCAUCGGCAAGCGGACUCUCAACCACUGUGCCACCAGGGAAGCCCUACAUGCAAUUUUUAAAAUGUCAUAAAACCAGAUAUAAUUUCCCUCAGCUCUGCAUAGUGUUCAUUUAGGGAGACCUGAUUUGGACUGUUUUAUGGAUGGCUUAGGUUUUCUCUGCAUGGACGUGGCCGAAGGGGGCCUUCCUUGGAGUGGCAAAGCCGGGUCUCCUUCUGACUGUCAGCAAGUCUGGCAGCUCAGUGUCUGCCUCAGCCGUUGCUCCCGCAGAGCUGCUCAGAGCUGCUGAGUGAGGGUGGCCCUUCCUCCCAUGGGGGAGGUAGCAGACGUGGCGACCUGGGGAGACAACGGUGCUGCUGUACAGAACAAGUAUCCCAGGGCAGGAUAUCACUAGGUCACGAAAUAGCAGUUUAGUCCGUUUAAAAGAAAGAAUAUAAUUUGAGAAAUUAACUUAUUUCAAGACUGACAUCUCCCGAUGUUGAGGUCUCUUCUUAACCUGCUCUCUGGGUUUUAGAGACAUGCUUUGGCUGGCUGCGAUUGUGGAAGGAGCUGCUGUGUGGAGGGCUGUCCUGGGUGGUCCUGCUCAGGCCCACGUUGCUUUGGGCACAUGUCUGGGCUAAGUUUGGGGGCCAUCCUGUAUUGGGUCCGGGAUGUCUAAGAAUCCAAGCACCUCAUCCACCUACAUGCGGGGCCCACCUGCCCACCGUGAUCCCCAGGGCCUGGUGGAGGCGGCCUGGAAUGUGGCCUCAGCAUCAGUCCUGCGUUGGAAUUCUGGCUCUGCCCCAGGAGCGGGAGGUGUUUGAUGGCUUCGUGUCCUUGGCGGAUGCUGUCCGAUGAGCAAGAGCGUCGUUUUGAAGAGAUGCGGUUGUGUCCCUUUAUGUGGAUUCUAGUGGGGGUUCGAAAGGAAGCUUGGGCGUUUCUGUGUUUUUACAGCUUCUUCUCAGUGCAGGGGGUAAGAACCACCUGUUGUGAGGUGAUCAGGGAGAUACGUCGUCCCCUCAGACACUGCUAUGGGAGUGUGACUUGAUAGCACUUUUUUUGGAGUCCAGUUUGGCAUUUACUAUAUAUGGAAAGCCUUAAAAUGGUAUGUACUGUUUGAUUAAAUACUCAUUAAAUACUCCUUAUAGGAAUUUACAUACAUAUUCAAAGGUGGUUUUUAUACUCUUAUACUGAAAAAAACAUGAAAUAGGUGAUUGGUUAAACAGUCUCUAUUUCAUACUCUGAAAGUAAUGUUACAGGGACUUCCCUGGUGGUCCAAUGGUUAAGACUCUGCACGUCCAAUGCUGGGGACAUAGGCUUGAUGCACGGUCGGGAACUAAGAUCCCACAUGCCACGCAGUGUGACCAAAAAAAUAAAAGUAAUGUUACAGAAAAAAAUAUACUGAUAUGGCAAAAUGUUUAUGACUUAAAGUUACAAAAGCAGACCAGGCAUUAGUGUGUACCAUCUGAUCCCAGUUUGCAGAAUACUAAUGUACAUGUGUAUGUAUGAGAAAAAGAUUGGGGAGAUAGGCACCAGUAUUUAAACUUGGUUAUUUCUGGAUGUUUUAUUUCAAUUUUUGUAAAUUAAGUAUUUUCUAAAACCUUUAUAAUUUUCUUUGUUGGAACAUAUGUAUAUGUAUAACUGAUUCACUUUGUUAUAAAGCAGAAACUAACACACCAUUGUAAAGCAAUUAUACCCCAAUAAAGAUGUUAAAAAAAAACAAUAACAAAAGGUAGCAUUAGUAACAGCAGCAAUAAAAGACUCAAAUUUUUACUGAAAAAAAAAAAUUUGCUUUGUGACAAAAACAUUUUUAAGGGACUGAGUAAUAAUAUUUAUUAUUUGAAUGCAGUGCAUAAUCAACUGGCAGUUACAGUUUCCUUAAUAUUGGACUUUAGACUUAAUUUUCACGGCACGUCCUUAUUCACAAGUAGAAAACUAAACUUGUUUGUCAUGUUGAAAUUACCACGGGUUUGAAAUACUGAGUCUGGAUCAAUAUGGUAAGAUCGCUUCACAGAAUAAUCUCUUAUCGUGGGCCCAUCACGCAUGAGGCUGAGUCAGUGUAUGUAAGAAAGUCUUUGUAAGACAGUUCAAGUUCCAGGCCAGGGGAUUUGGGGAGAAGUUCCAGGCCAGGGGAUUUGGGGAGACAGACUCCUGAUGACAUGAAAGAAGACCCCAGGGAUAGCAGGGGAAUAGGAGCCGCCCUGCUGAGAGCCAGGACUCUCCGUUGUCGCUGUCCCCGGAGUGAGCCGUGUUCUGACCAUGCUCAGCGCAGAGGGAGCCCUGUGUCCACAGCCCGAACCUGGGGGAGACGCCGGCCCUUCCCGGCAUCCGCAUCCUGGGCUUACUAGAGAACAGCCUCUGGAGUAGUGACUGACGCGCUCCCCCCGGUGGCGUGUAGAGGAAGUGCAGCUCUCGGCACUUUUCUAAACUGGGAAUCUGGUCAGAACACGAGAAACGGUACUGUUCCUGACAGUCUGCUGCUGCCCAGCCCUGUGUUUUAAACGGCUUCAACAUUUAGGCGCUUGGAAAGCACCUAGGAGCCUUCCUUAGGGAGGGAAACCUUCCUUAGGGUGAGGAACCCCAGGUCAGGCUUUCUGGGUGGAAGAGAAGCCAAGGAGCAGAGAGUGACACCCCGACUGGGCCUGGGGCUCCCUCGUGAGCUGUGCUCUCUUCUGUUCCUUCCUCCUUGCUUGAGUAAACCCGGCAGAGGGGCAGGAGGAGGCGGGGUGCAGGGCCUCACUCACCUCACCAAGGGGGCCGAGCCCCUUCUAUGCAGGCUUCCGCAGCAUCCCUGCCUCAGGGCUUCACCGUUUCUGCAGCAAGCGGACCUCCCAAAUCAAGAACAUCAUGCUCAGCGUGAUGUGGGGUGUUCCUAAUGCCUCAGGCCGACCUCCCUUCACACCGGGCGCGUCUGAAGUGACCCGGAAACCGAUGGCUCGAUUUCAGCUCCGGCCACCUGCUGGGGACCGUGGCCGCAUCCUGAGUCUGCACGACAAACGACAAACGCAGAGUUUGACUUGCAUCACAUGGUUAGAUUGAUUUAAAUGCGAAGGUUUCUAGAGAUGAUUUCAUUCAUAUUUUAUGAUAUUAGUUACAUCAAAUAAUGUAUUUGGUGUGGCUUUAGAUGUGGAUUUGGUUUUUCUAAUUCCUUCUCAUUUUGCUUAUCUUACUGUGUUUGGGGUCUCCUUUUUGCACGCUUCAGGUUCAUAGUUCCCAUUGUUUUUGGUGUCUGUCCCCAGUGGCUAAGGUUGGUUCAGUGGGUUGUGUAGGCUUCCUGGUGGAGGGGACUAGUGCCUGUGUUCUGGUGGAUGAGGCAGGAUCUUGUCUUUCUGGUGGGCAGGUCCACGUCUGGUGGUGUGUUUUGGGGUGUCUGUGGACUUACUAUGAUUUUAGGCAGCCUCUCUGCUAAUGGGUGGGGUUGUGUUCCUGUUUUGCUAGUUGUUUGGCAUAGGGUGUCCAGCGCUGUAGCUUGCUGGUUGUUGAGUGAAGCUGGGUGCUGGUGUUGAGAUGGAGAUCUCUGGGAGAUUUUUGCCGUUUGAUAUUAUGUGGAGCUGAGAGGUCUCUUGUGGACCAGUGUCCUGAAGUUGGCUCUCCCACCUCAGAGGCACAGCACUGACUCCUGGCUGCAGCACCAAGAGCCUUUCAUCCACAUGGCUCAGAAUAAAAGGGAGAAAAAGUAGAAAGAAAGAAUUAGUAGAAGUAGAAAGAAAGAAAGAAAGAAAGGAGGGAGGGAGGGAGGAAGGAAGGAAGGAGGGAAGGAAGGAAAAAAAGAAAGAAGAUAAAGUAAAAUAAAGUAAGAUAAAAUAUAAUAGAGUUAUUAAAAUAAAAUAAUUAUUAAGAAAAAAAGCGGAGGGGUAGAACACUAGGACAAAUGGUGGAAGCAAAGCUAUACAGACAUAAUCUCACACUGAAGCAUGAACAUACACACUCACAAAAAGAGGAAAAGGGGAAAAAAUCAUAAAUCUUGCUCUCAAAGUCCACCUCCUCAAUUUGUGAUGAUUUGUUGUCUAAAGGAGGGAAGCAAGGAAAGAAAGAAAGAAAGAAAAUAAAGUAAAAUAAAAUAAAGUUAUUAAAAUAAAAAAUAAUUAUUAAGAAAAAUUAAAAAAACAUGAUUAGUGAGUUUAAUCCAUUUAAAUUUAAACUAAUGAUUGAUUGUAGUUAUAGUUAUUAAUACUUUUGUCUUUUAAAUAUUUAACUAGGGUUAAAAGUGAUUUGUGCACUACCAUUACAGUAUUGCAUUGUUUUUUAUUUGUCUAUAUAUUUACCAGUAAAAUUUAUACUUUCUUA